Molecule: messenger RNA, 3681 nt
Organism: Limulus polyphemus (Atlantic horseshoe crab)
Lineage: Eukaryota; Metazoa; Arthropoda; Merostomata; Xiphosura; Limulidae
Product: cystinosin homolog
Exons: 3
Coding region: 1123-2382 (419 amino acids)
Biological process (GO): L-cystine transport
Cellular component (GO): lysosomal membrane
Molecular function (GO): L-cystine transmembrane transporter activity
Source: RefSeq, a predicted model, not a curated record
UAUCAUUCGAUUCACCACUUGUAACCGAGUUAUGCCGGUUUCGAAAAUUCCACCUCUUCUUCUCUGGCGGAGAACAGAUCGAAAGACUUCGUAUCAUGGCAGAGGGAAGUUUUCACCUCCGCACGUCACACAUCGGAUGUAAUAACAUCAUCGGGUAGUUCUGUGAAGAUGCGCUCAAAGAUACAGAAAGGUUCUCUGUGCAUAGCAGUCAGUAAUUUUGAGCUGAAAAACUAAGAUGGAAGAGAGUUAGUCAAGAGCAUACACCGCCAACUCUUGGGUUACUCCUCUCUAACCGAAUAAUGAGGAUUUGACCGUCACUGUUAUAGCGAUCCCACACUCUCAAAAUGAAGAACUCGUUUCUAUAGCAGUGAACCACGAAUCCUCGGAUUCACAGUCCGAGCAUUCUAACAAUAGACAACGCUCGGUCAGUAGGUGUCUGUCGAAUUUGUGACACGAAACCACGAAUCCUCGGAUUCACAGUCCGAGCAUGCUAACAAUAGACAACGCUCGGUCCGUAGGUGUCUGUCGAAUUUGUGACACGAAACCACGAAUCCUCGGAUUCACAGUCCGAGCAUGCUAACAAUAGACAACGCUCGGUCAGUAGGUGUCUGUCGAAUUUGUGACACGAAGUGUUUUUAUGUACUCAAGAACCUUUGUUGCUGUUGUUGCUUCUGCUACAAUAGACAACGCUAAGUCCGUAGGUGUCUGUCGAAUUUGUGACACGAAGUGUUUUUAUGUACUCAAGAACCUUUGUUGCUGUUGUUGCUUCUGCUAUUUUUGAUGUAAGUUUCUGAUGUGACCUUGUCGAAUUUGAUGAAUGGUCUUACGUUACAACCGGCAUAUGUGUAUUUUCAAGAAAAGCAUAAAUGGUUGUUAAAAACCUACUGAUAUAAACGUGAUGACUAAAGUAGUUUGCCUGUGCGCGCACAGUGUUAUCUCUAGACUUUAACCCUCGUUAACGAACAUCCAAAAUUAAGUGCGACGCUGUCCUUGUCGCUUGAUAUUCCCAAACUCUGUAGAACUAUUACAGUGUAAAACGGUUUAAUCACAAAGGUGUCCAAUUUCAGAUUGUACUGUAAUACUUGAGUCGCACUUUUGCGGAUCAGAAGAAACCCGAACUGUAUGAUACAACACGCGCACAUGGAGGUUCAACGCUUACGUACUUUGCCUCCGAACGUUGGAACUGUAUGCAUUAUAUCAGUUCUAACUCACGUUGCUCUUCCCGUACAGUGUUUCGAUAUCUCGUUACUGGUAUCAUCACAAGACCUCUACAUAUACAUUGGCGAGUGUGGACAUUUUCUUACUUAUUUAACUAAUUCAGUGGACCGACCCGUGAAGGUGGUUUCGACCUUCGAGAAGAAAGGAGUUUUAUUAGAAGUAACUGGAGAUGGAAUUAUUAACGCCAACAGUAACGACAUGUUAAACUUUACAGUUACUAGCAAAAGACCGGGACAAACGACUAUCUUCUUAACCACUUCGGAUUCAAACAUUGACGUUUCUCAAGCAUUCGUUCGAAUUUUCGUUCCAAGGUCCCAGUUUCUGGAUUCGUUGAGUGCAUUGUUUGGAUGGAUCUACUUCAUAGCCUGGUCCGCGUCUUUCUACCCACAAAUCUACACUAACUGGAAAAGACAAAGUGUUGUCGGUCUGAGCUUUGAUUACGUCAGCUUACAUUUCUCUGGGUUCGCGGCCUACGCUUUAUAUAAUGUAGGGUUAGCGUUUAUAAAUGAAGUCCAGAUGGAGUACAGAGAAAUUCACCCAACAGGUCUCAUACCGGUGAAAAUUAACGAUGUCGUUUUUGCCUUACACGCAACUCUGGCCGUUUCUAUAAUUGUAUUUCAAUGUCUUGUAUAUGACAGAGGGAAUCAGAAUUUGUCCAAACCAUUUGGAGCUUUCUUCACUGUCAUCUGGCUGACAGGGUUUGUUUUUCUCAUAUUAAUUCUCUCGGGAUUGGUAAAGACACGUCCAUGGCUAAGUCUGCUCUACUAUUUUGCCGCUGUUAAACUUUGUACUACCGUCACCAAAUACACACCGCAGGCCAUCCAAAACUUCCGCAGGAAAUCCACCACUGGAUGGAGUAUCUGGAAUGUGAUGUUCGAUUUUGUAGGUGGCGUUUUUAGUGUGAUUCAAAUGGUUCUUCUAGCUUACAACUACAAUGAUUGGGAUUCGAUCUUUGGAAAUUUUUCAAAGUUUUUACUGGGUGUCGUCUCAGUCUUUUAUGAUGUCUUAUUUAUGGUCCAGCAUUACAGCUAUACAGGAUACCAGCCUUUGCCUUCAAGAACUAAAUUAGGGUUGAAUGUCAACAAUGUCUCUGAAGAAACGACUAGAAUUAAUCCGACAUUUGAAGCAGGAGUAUCAACGCACUUUCUGCUACUUCAUAGCUAGGUAUGACCACAUAAAACCACUCUUAGCCAAGUGUUUAAAACCCUAUGUUUACACGCUGUGCAGUGUUGUGCUGUACUUACGAAUAUAUUAAUAUUUUUCGUCGUUAUUUUAAAUUAACUUUAUUUUAUUUCUACAAAAAUUACAGUUUUAACGGCUUCCGGCUGAUUCCAUUCAAUAUUUUGCAGAACGUACGUUAUUUUGGUUUCAGCUUUUACAGACGAGCGUUUCCUGACUCUUAUUGCACUGUUACAACUAUUCGUGUAUUUUGUUUAAUUAAGCAGAUCUAUAUAAGUGUUUUGGUUUCGCUAAAUAAGAUCCUUUAUCAUCAUUGUCUGUACACAGAUCUGUUAAUUAAAACGAUGAACAUACAUUCUUGUUCAGAUCUCUGCAUCACUUGGUUUCAUUAAACAUUUUGGUCGAAUCUUUUACUGGACAAGACAUUGUAUGUUCAUUGUUUUAGGGAACAGGAGUGUCUGUUCAAUGUCCAAUAGAACAAGACGGUGAAUAGUCGUUAAUUUUCUGAACAAUACUUUGUAUGUUCAUUGUCUUAGGGAACAGGAGUGUCUGUUCAAUGUCCAAUAGACAAGACGGUGAAUAGUCGUUAAUUUACUGAACAAUACUUUGUAUGUUCAUUGUCUUAGGGAACAGGAGUGUCUGUUCAAUGUCCAAUAGAACAAGACGGUGAAUAGUCGUUAAUUUACUGAACAAGACUUUGUAUGUUCAUUGUUUUAGGGAACAGGAGUGUUUGUUCAAUGUCCAAUAGAACAAGACGGUGAAUAGUCGUUAAUUUUCUGAACAAUACUUUGUAUGUUCUUUGUUUUAGGAAAGAGUAGUGUCUGUUCAAUGUCCAACAGAAUAAGGCUAUGAACUUUCCUUGAUUUGCCGAACACGACCUUGUAUAUUUAUUGCUUUACUGAACAAGACUUUGUAUGUUCAUUGUUUUAAAGAACAGGAGUGUAUGUUCAAUACUCAACAGAAUACGGCUACUAAUAUUCUUUGUUAACUGAACACAGCUUUUUGUAUUGAUUGUUUUACUAAAUACGACUUUAUAUGUUAAUGAUAAACUCUGUUAAUAUAGGUUUUCCUUCAUAUUUCAAUAUUUUAAAGGGUAAAAAUAAAAAACCGAUUUUUGUUGCUACUAUUGCUAUUCUAUGGGAAGCCAAACCAUUGUCUAACAGCUAAAAUAUAAAGCCGUUUAUUAGUGCUGUUCUUACUACUACUAGUAGAAAGUUUAUAGUUUUAUUGCACACUGCUCUAAAAUAUUUAUUUAUUGCACUGAAUUGUGAAAGAUUGUUUAAU